Molecule: messenger RNA, 833 nt
Organism: Polistes dominula (European paper wasp)
Lineage: Eukaryota; Metazoa; Arthropoda; Insecta; Hymenoptera; Vespidae
Gene: Membrin
Product: Golgi SNAP receptor complex member 2
Biological process (GO): vesicle-mediated transport; vesicle fusion
Cellular component (GO): Golgi apparatus; SNARE complex; endoplasmic reticulum membrane
Molecular function (GO): SNAP receptor activity; SNARE binding
Source: RefSeq, a predicted model, not a curated record
ACUUGUAUUUAUUUAAUGCAUUUUUAUAAGUACACGUCACAAAUUUACCCUGCAAUUUCUAUUGCAAUUUAGUUAUACAAAAGAAUAUUGUAAUAAGUUUAUAUGAAAUAUGGAAACGUUAUAUCAUCAAACAAAUAUAUUGGUUCAAGAAACGCAACAUCUUUUUACACAGUUGGAAAAAAAGUCAUUUAAGAAAGAGGAUUUAAAAGAAAUAGAAAAAACCAUAGAAUCCAAAAUCAGCCUCAUCAACAGUAACUGUGAACGACUUGACGUGCUUUGCUUAAAAGGAUCCAUUUCUUCUGUUUCACCUUUCAAAAGACAAAAUGCUAAAAUGAGAGUUGAUCAACUGAAAUAUGACAGUCGUCAUUUAAGUGCCGCUUUGAAUACUUGGAGAAACCAAUUAAUUAAAAAGGAAAGAGAAGAAGCAGAACGCGAAGCAUUGUUGUCGCAAACAUUUACUGCAAAUGAUCACGUUGAUAUUAUGAUAGACCAUAAUAUGCAACAUAAUUAUAGUUUACGAAAUGCAGUAAAUGGUGUAGAUGAUCUUAUUUCACAUGGAACAGGAAUCUUAGAUAGUUUAAGAUCACAAAGAAUUACUUUAAAAGGGGCUCACAAACGUUUGAUAGAUAUUGGUAAUACUUUAGGUCUUUCAAAUACAACUAUGAGGCUUAUAGAAAAUAGAGCUCGUCAAGAUGGAUUUAUUUUAGUCGGUGGUAUGUUGUUUACAUGCAUAGUAAUAAUCCUAGUCAUUAUAUAUCUUGUUUAAUGAGAGAGAGAUAAGUAAGCAAAAUGAUAAACAUUUAGAUUUAUAUAUUCUACACUUGACACACUCC